Haplochromis burtoni (Burton's mouthbrooder) is the source of this 1636-nucleotide messenger RNA. It is a transcript of the gene slc35a4, whose product is annotated as solute carrier family 35 member A4. Gene Ontology annotation, biological process: pyrimidine nucleotide-sugar transmembrane transport. Gene Ontology annotation, molecular function: pyrimidine nucleotide-sugar transmembrane transporter activity. The record is from RefSeq and is a predicted model, not a curated record. Bases 275 to 1252 code for a protein of 325 amino acids. Lineage: Eukaryota; Metazoa; Chordata; Actinopteri; Cichliformes; Cichlidae. Gene Ontology annotation, cellular component: Golgi membrane. The transcript has a single exon.
GACCUGUCUUAGUUUUGUUCCAGCUGUUUACACCUGUCAGAUUUUGAAGUAGUCAUAUAAAAAAAAAUUGAAAAUAUUUCCUACAUCAUUAUUGUUCAGCUAAAACACGUAGCUACAUAGAGAAAUAUCUAUCUAUUGUGCAAUUACCAUUUAAAUGGCUGUAAUUUGUUGCUUGUCAUUUCAAAGUAACCUUAAGUGGGGGGGGUUGAUGCACUUUAGCAAAGCUUGAGGUUCAGAUUGUUGGAAAAUAAGUAUUUAUUGUGUGUCAUCGAUUAUGAUUGUGAUUGAUAAUGUGGGGCCCAGUCCCCCAGCAAGGAUUAAGAGGCAGUUGGUGAAAAGAAUUAGGUGGGGGUUUCUCCUGGGGCUUAUGGUUCUCAUCUAUGGUUCUCAUGCACCACUCAUCACUCUCACUAAGGUAGAUGGUAAAGUCCCUUUUAACUCUUCCUCAUGUGUUGUAAUGAUUGAGUUAGCUAAACUGCUCAUCUCUCUGAUGACUCUUGUUCUCACUGGUGGUACAUCAAACUUGUGUGCUUUUCCACGCCUUGCCUUCGUGGCCCCCUAUGCAGUCCCUGCUAUACUUUACGCCCUCAACAACAACCUGGUUGUUCUGAUGCAGGCCUACAUGGACCCAAGUUCAUUCCAGGUACUGUCAAAUCUUAAAAUUGCCUCCACUGCCCUGCUUUACUCCCUCUGUUUGGGCAAGAGGUUCCGGCCUGCUCAGUGGUUAGGCCUGGGGCUCCUCAUGUUUGCAGGCGUGUUCCACAGUUACAGUAACCUGGAUUUGGAGGAACCUGAAAAGGGUGAAGCUGAGGAAGUUGAAAGGCUUCAUAUCACAGCCUGGGGGCUUUUCCUUGUGCUGGUGUACUGCUGUGUUUCAGGGCUGGCAGCAGUUUACACAGAGGGGAUACUGAAGAGCCAGCAGCUUCCCCUGAGCCUACAGAACCUCUACCUCUAUAUAUUUGGUGUGGUAAUCAAUGGACUGUCAUCUUUUUCCUCUGCGGCAAGUGACAAAGGCUUUCUGGAAGGCUACUCGUGGGUGGUUUGGGUCAUCAUAGCAGGACAAGCAGCAAAUGGACUCCUGAUGUCUGUGGUUCUCAAACAUGGCAGUGGGAUCACCAGACUGUUUGUCAUUUCCUGCUCCAUGCUGGUUAAUGCUCUGUUGUCUUGGUCCACCUUAGGUUUGCAGCUGACUGCUUUAUUCCCAGUACCCGUUGCUAUGAUUGGAUUGGCAGCUUACCUUUACUACAGAUAGUGCAGUCUUUAAUAAAAGAACCACCAGCACAGUUUGACCCCACAAAAGCUCUCAGUGGAAGCUACCUAAACUUUUGUUUUUUAGGGUUUUUUAUUGCCUUAUCUUCCACCUGAAACUUGAAACUCUUCUUUUUUUAUUUGGAUUCAACACGUGUUUGUGACCAUAUUACUCAUACCUGUUAAGUCAUGUUACCUAAUUUGACUUUACGAUUGUGUUACACUGCAGUAAAUUCAGAUCAAACAGUAAACAAAUGUUAUAUGGAGUGAAUUAUUUCCGAUGACUGCUGCUAUUUUUUUCAUUUUUUUAUCACCUUCUCUGCCAAGAACAACAUCAGAGAUAAAGUGUUAUGCAGUGUUUUAAUAACCAAUAAACUGUCAAAAAAUA